Thunnus maccoyii (southern bluefin tuna) is the source of this 4589-nucleotide messenger RNA. Its product is annotated as transducin-like enhancer protein 3-B. Bases 748 to 3150 code for a protein of 800 amino acids. Gene Ontology annotation, biological process: regulation of DNA-templated transcription; negative regulation of canonical Wnt signaling pathway. Gene Ontology annotation, molecular function: transcription corepressor activity; protein binding. Lineage: Eukaryota; Metazoa; Chordata; Actinopteri; Scombriformes; Scombridae. Gene Ontology annotation, cellular component: nucleus; transcription regulator complex. The record is from RefSeq and is a predicted model, not a curated record. The transcript is spliced from 23 exons.
CAGCCACUCACAACUUAUCCCAGUCCACUUCCAUUGUUCUCUGCCAGAUUAAGUUGCCUUAUGCUUCAUGUCUUGCUCUCUAGCCUGUGUAUCUGUGUUCUGGUUAUCUGUAGUACCUGAGACCUGUUAUUUGCCUGUUUUGGACCUUGCUUGUUUAAUAGACUUUUGAUUCUUGCCUGCUCCUUGUCGGAUUUGUUUGCCUGUUUGGACUGCCUUCUCUGGUUUUGACCCUUGGCUGCCUCACCACCUGGCUGACGAGUCACAGUGAUACACUUUUAGGGGCCCUAUUCAUGUCUGCAGCCCCCGCGACACACACUGGGUCCAUUGUGGCGAGGAAUGUCUCCUUUCAUGGCCUGAACCCGCCUGUAAAAGCACGUCAAUAAUCCCGAGUCAGUGGGUGCUUCAUGAUACUGCUGUGACCAUCCCAAUUUUGCACUCCUCCAAGGAAAAGUGACUGGGAUGGUUGAAAGAGAGGACGGCUGAAUGCAUGAAGUAAUUCAUCUGAUGGAUGCCGAUAAUCAAACAACUUCACAAAGGUACAAAGGAAAAAGGCCGACGAGGUGAUAGAUCCAAUGGUCGGGGUCUGAGUGUGCUCCUCGCAGCCGCGAACAGGGCUUUGUCCGCCGCCAUCCUGCGUGUACAGGGGAGGGGGUGGCGGUGAUUUACCGCACCUUCACUCACUGGGAUUAACUGAAAAAGAAAAAGGAAGGAAAAACACACCGAAUUCCCUCGUGUUAAGGACUCGACAUGUAUCCACAAGGCCGGCAUCCGGCACCUCACCAGCCAGGGCAGCCCGGCUUCAAGUUCACUGUGGCAGAGUCUUGCGACAGGAUCAAAGACGAAUUUCAGUUCCUGCAGGCCCAGUACCACAGUCUUAAAGUGGAGUACGACAAACUGGCCAAUGAAAAGACAGAGAUGCAGCGUCACUACGUCAUGUACUAUGAGAUGUCCUAUGGGCUCAACAUUGAGAUGCACAAACAGACUGAGAUUGCCAAACGUCUCAAUGCAAUCCUGGCUCAGAUCAUGCCAUUCUUGUCACAAGAGCACCAACAGCAGGUAGCUCAGGCUGUUGAACGGGCCAAACAGGUGACAAUGACUGAGCUGAAUGCUAUCAUCGGGGUACGUGGACUUCCCAAUCUGCCUCUCACUCAGCAGCAGCCACCUCAUAGUGUCUAUCCAGCCUUCAUGCAGCAGCAGCUCCAGGCCCAGCACCUCUCCCACGCAGCCCACGGCCCCCCUGUCCAGCUGCCCCCGCACCCCUCAGGCCUGCAGCCGCCCGGCAUCCCCCCUGUGACGGGUGCUGGCUCCGGCCUGCUGGCGCUGGGUGCUCUUGGCAGCCAGGCUCACCUGCCUGUGAAGGAUGAGAAGAACCACCACGACCUGGAGCACCGAGGACCCUCAUCUUUUCACUCGCCUCUGGCUCUUCCUCUGAAAGAACGCGAGUCGAGCACGAAUAACUCGGUGUCGCCAUCAGACAGCCUGCGGGCAGCCAGUGAGAAGCACCGCGGCUCAUCAGAUUACGGCCUUGACUCCAAGAAACGCAAAGUAGAUGACAAGGACAGCAUGAGCAGAUAUGACAGUGACGGAGACAAAAGUGACGACUUGGUGGUGGAUGUUUCCAAUGAGGAUCCAGCCACCCCUCGGGUGAGCCCCGCUCACUCUCCUCCGGAAAAUGGCCUGGAUAAAUCACGAGUCCUGAAGAAGGAUGCGGCCCCCAACAGCCCUGCCUCUGUCGCCUCUUCAGGCAGCACGCCGUCCUCCAAAGCAAAGGACCACGCCCAUAACGACAAGUCGUCCACACCGAGUCUCAAGUCCAACACACCCACACCCAGGAAUGAGGCGCCCACACCAGGAACCAGCACCACUCCAGGACUACGGCCUCUGACGAUGGGCAAACCACCUGGCAUGGAGGCAUUGGCUGCCCCUGCCCUGCGCACACCUCUCUCCAUUGCGGGUUCCUACGCCACCCCGUUUGCCAUGAUGAGUCAUCAUGAGAUGAACGGAUCCCUGACGAGCCCAGGCGUCUAUCCUGGCCUCAUUUCACCACAGAUGAGUGCUGCAGCUGCUGCCGCUUACGGACGCUCACCAAUUGCGGGGUUUGACCCUCAUCCUCACAUGAGAGCUCCAGGCCUGCCAGCCAGCCUCACUUCCAUUUCUGGAGGAAAACCGGCCUAUUCUUUUCAUGUGAGUGCAGAUGGUCAGAUGCAGCCCGUGCCCUUCCCUCCAGAUGCACUGAUAGGUCCGGGCAUCCCGCGCCACGCUCGCCAGAUCAACACACUGAGCCAUGGGGAAGUGGUGUGCGCUGUCACCAUCAGCAACCCCACGCGUCACGUCUACACUGGCGGCAAGGGCUGUGUCAAGAUCUGGGACAUCAGCCAACCAGGCAGCAAGAGCCCAGUGUCCCAACUCGACUGUCUGAACAGGGACAAUUACAUCCGCUCCUGCAAGCUGUUGCCUGAUGGCCGCACCCUGAUCGUGGGUGGCGAGGCCAGCACACUGACCAUCUGGGACCUGGCCUCACAGACACCCCGCAUAAAGGCAGAGCUCACUUCCUCUGCUCCAGCCUGCUACGCACUGGCCAUCAGCCCUGACGCCAAGGUCUGCUUCUCCUGCUGCUCCGAUGGAAAUAUCGCUGUGUGGGACCUCCAUAACCAGACCCUCGUUAGGCAGUUCCAGGGCCACACAGACGGAGCCAGCUGUAUUGACAUCUCCCACGACGGGACCAAACUCUGGACUGGAGGGCUGGACAACACGGUCCGCUCCUGGGAUUUGAGAGAGGGACGGCAGCUCCAGCAACACGACUUUACCUCACAGAUCUUCUCACUGGGUUACUGUCCCACUGGAGAAUGGUUGGCUGUGGGUAUGGAGAGCAGUAACGUGGAGGUGUUGCACCACACCAAGCCUGACAAGUACCAGCUGCACCUGCACGAAAGCUGCGUCCUCUCACUCAAGUUCGCCUACUGUGGUAAAUGGUUUGUGAGCACAGGGAAGGACAAUCUGCUGAAUGCAUGGAGGACUCCCUAUGGGGCCAGCAUAUUCCAGUCCAAGGAGUCGUCCUCCGUCCUGAGCUGUGACAUCUCUGCAGAUGACAAAUACAUCGUGACAGGUUCUGGAGACAAGAAGGCCACCGUCUACGAGGUCAUCUACUAGAGAGCAAAGGAGGCACGAACUCCGCUUCAGCACUUCUACUGAGAUGACUUUUCUGCUCCCCCCUACACCCCCCCAACCAUCAUCUGUGGACUGGAAUACAACAGGCCAGAGAAUUACUAAAGAUUUGGAAAACUUUACUGGUGGAAAUGAAUGGAGCUGUUGGCCCAUGGAUGCUUUUUUUUCUGUCCUUUUUGUCUUGGAGGGUUUACUUUUGGGUUGCACAUUUUUUGUGACUUCUGAAAAUUUGAGAAUAUUUGGAAGCAGUGCUUCAUUUCUGAGAACCUCGUUCACCAUACGUCUUGUGAAAAGUGUACAUAUUGGAUUAAAUAAGACAUUUUAUAUAUAUUAUAAAAAAUAUAUAUAUUUUCAUGUCCUGGGUGUACUUGUGAUGGAUUGUUUUGGCCCUCUCUCUCUUAUGCCAUGAUAUUUGAGCGGGAGAGUCGAACAUAGAUUAGAACUUUUUAACUAUUUUACCUUUUGAUUUUCUUAAAGCACAUUCUCUGGGCUGACUUUUUCAAAAAUCAAACAGAGGAGCAUGAAACUUGUAUAGUAGGACGUUUUGUGGAGAUUUUAAAAUGGCCUUUUGUCACAGUGCUCUUACCGGACGUUGAUGACGUGUUCUGAUCUGUAACGUGGAUCCCUCCGCUCGUUUGGACCACUGUGGGACUGAGCGGGACACUAUGAUUCAGGAUGGAUGUAAAUUUAAUUCAUAUAUAUAUAUAUAUAUAUGUAUAUAUAUAUGUAUAUAUACACACAUAUAUAUACAUAUAUAUAUAAAGACUUUUUUUUAAGUGUACUGCUCUGUCUGUGCUAUCUUUCUCCCUGUUUGUUUUACCUUGUUAGAUGAUGGGAGAUGGGGAACGUUUAAUGUUUAGCCUAACCCUUGGACCUCAGUUGGCAGCAGAAGCACUGCAGCAGGCACAAACUGAAUGACAAUGUGCUUUUUGCUAACUUUUACGUAAUAUGGAUGUUGAAUUGCACCAUUGAUUUCUUGGCUACAGACUUAACUCAAACAGUCCAAUCUGUGCUAUUGGAAUCCUUCUGCCCUUUGUAUCUUAUCAAUAUUCCUGGAACAUGUUUGGUCGGCCGUGACGGAGCAGAGGGACAUUUGACCUGAUUGACUGCACAAAUCAGUCUGUCUUUAUGAAAAUGUUCAGUGCCUGUAGUUGCUCAUGAGGCUGGAGCGAUAUGGCACUUAAACACAACAGAAAUACACAACCGAGUUAAUCAAGUGUCUCCCAUGUUGACGUGAAGACUUCAGUGAAUAAUUCUGGUUUCUACACUGUGCUCCUCAUACUGUCAGCGUUUCCCACAGAAAACAAAAGGUGCAAAAUGCGCCAGUCCCGCUGAAUCACACCAAAGUAUGUAGCAAAUGCUGUCAGCACUGAAAAGAAAUGUACAGUUGUUAAUAAAUCAAUAAAACUGUUUUUGUAGAAUGG